Molecule: messenger RNA, 456 nt
Organism: Rotaria socialis
Lineage: Eukaryota; Metazoa; Rotifera; Eurotatoria; Philodinida; Philodinidae
Source: the annotation of a GenBank genome assembly
AUGGAAAACGACCGAUCAUUGUUGCUCCGGGAACUAUUUAACAAUCCAAGGACCAUUCUAAAAGAAUUAAUUAGAGGGGCCCGAUUACCGUUAAAUUAUUUAGAUACAAUUUAUCACAGUGAUUUCGAUGAACAAAAUUUUGAUAUGAAAGAUGGAACAUUUUUGUCAUGUUCAAUCAAGGAAGUUGCUGGCCAGAUCGGCUUAAGUCCUGGUGAACUAAUAAAAUAUCCACGAAUUAAGCAACAAUCAAUUGUUCUUUUUUGUAUUUUCAGUCGUGGAAAACAUCAACAUCGAUUGAAUCCAAAUGAUCAUGUACGAGUGUUAUAUGAUGACGCACAGUUCUAUGGGGUAAUAUUGGAUAUAUUUAAUUCAAAAACUAAUAAAUGGAGAACGGUUUUUGAUCGUCGAGAAUAUGCAUUUGAAUGGGUGAUGGUUCAUCGCAUAUUCAAAAGGUAA